AUGCAGCAAAAUGAAGAGCAACGCUUGGCAUCCCCCAUCCUCUUGACAAGCGUCAACGGAAGCAACAAUAAUACAACCUACGCAGCAGUUUCUGUCCACAAGUUUUAG
Messenger RNA from Colletotrichum costaricense, 108 nucleotides. RefSeq lists its product as uncharacterized. The record is from RefSeq and is a predicted model, not a curated record. Lineage: Eukaryota; Fungi; Ascomycota; Sordariomycetes; Glomerellales; Glomerellaceae. The transcript has a single exon. Bases 1 to 108 code for a protein of 35 amino acids.